Molecule: messenger RNA, 2076 nt
Organism: Hemicordylus capensis (graceful crag lizard)
Lineage: Eukaryota; Metazoa; Chordata; Lepidosauria; Squamata; Cordylidae
Gene: P2RX1
Product: purinergic receptor P2X 1
Exons: 13
Coding region: 170-1366 (398 amino acids)
Biological process (GO): monoatomic cation transmembrane transport; response to ATP
Cellular component (GO): plasma membrane; nuclear inner membrane
Molecular function (GO): ATP binding; purinergic nucleotide receptor activity; extracellularly ATP-gated monoatomic cation channel activity
Source: RefSeq, a predicted model, not a curated record
GAGAAGAGAAAACUCUCGAACCUCUCCUGGGGAAAGAGGCAGGCGCACAGCUCAGGAGGGAAAGGAAACAUCAGCAAGUCUGUCCAACUUGCACAAACAAAGUCUGAAGCACCGGCCAGGAGAUUUUUCUACCUGCAGUGCUCGGGAGAAACGGGGCCUGCAUCACUCCAUGGGGCAUAAAUGUGCUGAGCAGAUCUCCUCCUUCCUCUUUGAGUAUGACACGCCACGAAUGGUUUUGGUGCGGAAUAAGAAGGUAGGACUUACCUUCCGGCUGAUCCAGCUAGUGGUCCUGGCUUACAUCAUCGGAUGGGUUUUCCUCUACGAGAAAGGUUACCAGUCUAGGGAUGGCACCAUCAGCUCGGUCUCUGUGAAGCUCAAGGGGCUGACCCUUACAAAUGUCAGCGAGAUGGGCCCCUACAUCUGGGAUGUCGCCGAUUAUGUUUUCCCACCUCAGGGGGACAGUUCGUUUGUGGUAAUGACCAACUUCAUUAUCACCCGUGGUCAGAAACAGGGAACGUGUCCCGAGCAUCCUGAAACAGGAGUGUGUGAUAAUGACAGUCAAUGUACUGGAGGCACUUACCACCGUCAGGGCCAAGGGAUCAUGACUGGGAAGUGCGUGAAUUUUAGCAGUAUGCAGAAGACCUGUGAGAUGUUUGGUUGGUGUCCAGUGGAGAUCGAUGACGAGGUUCCAGAGCCACCUCUGCUCCUAGCUGCCGAAAACUUCACUGUCUUGAUUAAGAACAGCAUCACUUUCCCCAGAUUUAAGGUCUCCAGGCGUAAUCUCAUUGAGAACAUCACCAAGACCUCUCUGAAAAAAUGCACCUAUCACCGUGUCAAAGAUCCACUGUGUCCCGUGUUUAAACUGGGAAACAUAGUGAAGGAUUCUGGACAGAACUUUUCCAAGUUGGCCUAUCAGGGUGGCAUCGUUGGUAUCACCAUCAGCUGGGACUGUGACCUCGACUGGCCUGUGAGGUACUGUGUGCCGGUGUACGAGUUUCAUGGGCUGUAUGAUGAGUCCAACAACAUCUCUACAGGCUUCAACUUCAGGUAUGCCAAAUAUUACAGAGAAAACGGGACAGAUUUCAGGACUCUCUACAAGGUGUUCGGAAUCCGCUUUGACGUUCUGGUGAAUGGAAAGGCUGGAAAAUUUGACAUUAUCCCAACGAUGACCACCAUAGGCUCGGGCAUUGGCAUUUUUGGAGUGGCCUCGGUCCUCUGCGACUUGCUUCUGCUGCAUUUCCUGCCCAGGCGCAACUACUACAAGCAGAAGAAGUUCAAGUACGCAGAGCAGGACUCUUUCAAAGCGGAAAAAAGUUCCAACAGCAGCAACUUGCCAGAGAAGGAGAAGGAUUUACAGUUAAACUGAUUUGCAGCCCCAACACGGACCGUUCUUCUCUUCCUUCUUCUUUAAGACGCUGCCGAUGAUCUUGUCUUGCUUUGGGUGUGUGUGUGUGUUUUUUUUUCUUUUUUAAAUCAUUCUGGCCCUGAGUAAACACCUGCUGAACUCGCUUUUCUAUGCACUGGAUUUUGUUUCAUCCCUUCGAGGGAUUUACUGGGCUCCUUCAAGGUUUUUGGUCAAGAGCUUUUGAGGGACACAGAGAAACCUUCUUAGAAGCUGCGCAAAGAGAAAUCUGGAAUGGCCGUGGCCAAAGCAGCAGUUAGGAACUCCGGAAGCGGCCUUAUAUCGAGUCUGACCAUAGGUCCGUCUAGCUCAGUAUUGUCUACACUGACUGGCUGUGGCUUCUCCAAGGCUGCAGGCAGGGGUUUCUCCCAAGUCUACCUGGAGAUGCUGCCUGAGAGUGAACUGAGGACCUCUUGCACACAAAGCAGAUGCUCUUCCACUGAGCUAUGGCUUAAUCCCCUAAGAAGCUGCUACCUACCUACUGAGUCAGGCCAUUGGUCCACCCAGCUCAGUACUGUCUGCUCUGACUGGCAGCAGACUGGUUUCAGGCAGGAGUCUCUCCCAGCCCUUCCUAGAGAUGCUACCAAGGGAUUCAACUUGGGACCUUCGGCAUCCCAAGCAGAUGCUUUGUCACUGAGCUAUUGUCCAACCUCCACCCCCACGGAACAUUCUAU